Molecule: messenger RNA, 1023 nt
Organism: Pipistrellus nathusii (Nathusius's pipistrelle)
Lineage: Eukaryota; Metazoa; Chordata; Mammalia; Chiroptera; Vespertilionidae
Source: the annotation of a GenBank genome assembly
AUGGCAGCCAAGAGGGUAGUGGUGUACCGGAAUGGGGACCCUUUCUUCCCAGGCCGCCAGCUGGUGGUCACUCAGCGCCGCUUCCCCACCCUGGAGACCUUCCUCAGAGAGGUCACGUCAGCGGUGCAGGCCUCACUGGCGGUGCGUGCCCUGUACACUCCUUGUCAUGGCCACCCUGUCACUGACCUGGCCGACCUGCAGAACGGAGGGCAGUACGUGGCUGCUGGCUUUGAGCGAUUCUGCAAGCUGCACUACUUGCCCCCUGGAGGGAAGGAUCCAGGUGGGAAAAGCAGCAGACUACCAUGUUGUCCUGUGACUCAGCACCCAGGUGACGGAGCGCUUGGAUGGAGACCUGCAGGCUCUCCCUGCUAUAUCCAUGUGUUCAGGAACGGGGACCUGCUAAGUCCCCCAUUUGGCCUGAAGCUGUCCCAGGCUGCCAGCGAGGACUGGGAGACAGUGCUGAAGCUCCUGACUGAGAAGGCCAAAUUACAGAGCGGGGCGGUGCGCAAACUCUGCACCCUGGAGGGCCUCCCGUUGUCAGCAAGGGAGGCUCUGGUGAGUGGCCGUUACUAUGUGGCUGUUGGAGAAGAUGAAUUCAAGGCUCUCCCCUAUCUGGAGCUGCUGGUGCCUAACCCCUCACUGCCCAGGGGCUGCUGGCUUCCUCGAGACCCAAAGUCUAAGCCCCACAAGCAAGGGGCCCGUGGCCACAGGACACACGCAACCCGACCCCCUCCAAAGGAACCAAGCCAGACUGAGCAAUCUGCUUUCUAUGCCAGAGCCCAGCAGGCUACUCGGUCAAGAAGCCUGCUCCCCAUGCUCUCAUUUCCAUCAGGAGUGUAUCGGGCUCCCCAGCCACGGAAGGAAACAGAAGGGGCCCAGGAAGUAGCCGAUGAUGCAGACACCCGGACAGAGGAACCCCUGGAUCAGAGGCCAGCACAGAUAGUGGAAGAGGCCCUGCCCCUGGAGAACCAGCUUGGAGCUGGGGCAGCUAUCUCCACCUCGGCCCCUGCUCCUCCAUCUUGA